Molecule: messenger RNA, 1493 nt
Organism: Lucilia sericata (common green bottle fly)
Lineage: Eukaryota; Metazoa; Arthropoda; Insecta; Diptera; Calliphoridae
Product: zinc finger protein 771
Exons: 5
Coding region: 151-1443 (430 amino acids)
Biological process (GO): regulation of transcription by RNA polymerase II
Cellular component (GO): nucleus
Molecular function (GO): DNA-binding transcription factor activity; zinc ion binding; RNA polymerase II cis-regulatory region sequence-specific DNA binding
Source: RefSeq, a predicted model, not a curated record
ACAUUUGUGGAACCAGAUGUCAAAGAAUUUUUUUAUUAUUGACGAUUGUGUUCGCUUGCCAACUAUUUUUUUAGGAAAUUCAAUUUUUUGUCUGUUGAUAACUCAAAAAAAGUAAACAAAUCCAAAUUAGAUUUAAAUAUUAUUUAAAAAAUGAGUCAAACAUUAAAUACUCGAUGGUUAAUAUGUAGAAUAUGUUUAAAAGGCGAAAAUAAAAAAUUAUACAACAUAUUUGAGCCUAUCAGUGAAGAGGAACUCACAGACCUGGGCACAACACUGCAGGACAAAAUAGAAUUAUGUGGAGCUAUAAAGCUUAAUCAUCAGACCAAUUUACCAAAUAGAAUCUGUAAUCGUUGCGUGUUAUUAUUGCGAGCUGCUUAUAAAUUUCGUGAUUUAUGCCAACAGUCUCAAAAUCAACUGCAGCAAUUUAUUGUAACACUACCGCAAAAGGAGGAUCAGGGAGAUACUCUCGAAAUAAAUUUCGAUUCAGAUGCCGAAGAACAAAAGGCCGAGGUCCAAGAAGAAGUGGAUAAUGUGCUGCUGACAUCGGAAGAUGCAGACUAUGUUGUAGAGGAAAAUGUAGAAGAGGAGGACUAUAACAUGUCUGAGGAAUCUAACUUAAACAACAACAACAUAGCAGAUAAAAAUGAACUUUAUAUCACAAGUAUUGAAGAUAAUGAGGCAGAAGAACUACAUAGUUUAAGUGAUGAAGGUUCCCAAUAUGUGUUGGAAGAAGUCGAUGCCAAACAUUUUACAAACGAGGAACAUGAAGAUGUUAUAGCCGCCUAUAAAUAUGAAGAAACUAUUAAUAACGAUAAUAUAAUUAUUGAAGAGAUGCCCAAAAAUCCUGAAAAGGAAAUUAACCUUAAACGUUUUAACGACAAGAAACCAGCAGCAAAAAGAAAACGAAAACAAAGCCAGGAUGAGGCUGUUAAUGGUGUAUAUAGUUGCGCAUUUUGUGAAAAUACCUAUACGGAGAAAACUAAAUAUAAUAAUCAUAUGAAGAUACAUAUUAAGGAUAAGCCUCAUGAAUGCGAAAUCUGUAAAAAACGUUUUUCCACCACCCCGCAAUUAUCACGACACAUGAAUUCUCAUACGGGUAAUAGACCCUACAAGUGUCAGUUUUGCGAGGCUCGUUUUGGAGACCCUUCGACUAAGAUAAAACAUGAAAGAAUACAUACAAACGAACGUCCGUACAAAUGCAACAUGUGUGAUAAAGCCUUUGCCUAUUCCAAUGUUUUAAAAGUACAUAUGAUGACUCAUACAGGAGAAAAACCUCACACUUGCGACUAUUGUGGCAAGAGCUUCUCUCAAUUGCAUCAUAAAAAUGCCCACGAAAAACGUCAUAGGAUUGUUAAUAUGGUAAUGGUGCAUAAUCCAACUGACAUUGAAUAUAUGGAAGAGGAGAAUGAAUUGAAAGGAUAUAAAAUUGAAGAAAUUAUUUGAAAUUGUAAUAAAUAAAAAAUAAAAGUUAUUGUUUGCUUUAACAUAUUAUG